AUGGAUGAAAGAGGAGUUGUGACUAGAAACAAAGCAAGAUUAGUAGCUCUUGGAUAUAGACAAGAAGAUGGAAUUGAUUAUAAUGAAACCUUUGCUCCUGUAGCAAGACUGGAAGCCAUCAAAAUGUUUUUGGCUUAUUCUGCACACAAGGGAUUUAAGGUUUAUCAAAUGGAUGUGAAAAGUUUUGAAAGUUCAAAGUUUCCUAAUCAUGUGUUUAAGCUUGACAAGGCCCUCUAUGGUCUCAAACAAGCUCCAAGAGCAUGUGAUUGCUCACCUAUGAAAACUCCUAUGGGAACUGGUGAUAAGCUUAGUGAAGAUAAAAGUGGAAAACCCACUGAUGUCACUGCUUAUAUGGGAUGCAAGAUUGAUAGAAAAAGUACUUCUGGAGCUUGUCAAUUGCUUGGCAACAGACUUGAAGUUGUUGUUCACAAGUUUUGUGGAUGCAAUUUCAACUUCAAGACUAUGGUGUCACUGCCUCAAAAACUCCAAUAUUUACACAUCACUGAGCUUGAACAUGGGAUGUAUUUUGCAAAUACAAGAGGGCAACUAGUCUUUCAGAGAACUGCAGAGAUCAGGCAGGCAUUGUGUGAUUAUUAUAUUGAUAUUAAUGGUGGAUUUAGGCAUUGUGUGAUUAUUAUAUGGAUAUUUUAUCGUGAUCCUUGUCUGAGAGAUCACUCUUCCAAUGCGGUUGAACUUAGGUUAAAGUUGUGGCUUCAGGAAGAGCGUUUGCCCAAAAAGAAAGGCUUCAUCAAUAUCAAUGCUUCCACUCUUGAGAAGGAGAUACCGCAGAACCUAAAUGCGAUAAUUGCGGAUAUAUUGUCUGAUGACUCCGUUACCCAACUUGAUGCCAAUACUCAUAUUUGUACCCUUUUAUCUAUAGAUGACAACCCUCCCAUUGAACAAGUUGUUCAAUCAAAGACACUUGAUCGUCUUGUCGAGUUUCUUCCCAGUGUCGAUUUGUCCCCUAAAUUGCAACUUCAGGCAGCUUGGUCUCUAACUAACAUUGCUUCCGGGACAACUCAACAAACUCAAGCUGUAAUCGAUAGUGGUGCCAUACCAAUACUUGUAAAGCUUUUUUUCUCCGCCACUUCUGAUGUUUAUGAGCAGGCUGUUUGGGCCCUUGGCAAUAUUACGGGAGACUCCCCUCAAUGCCGUGACCAUGUUCUUGGAUUUUGUGCCUUGAAGCCUUUGCAGGCCCUGUUACAAGAUCAUAUGCCACUUCCUAUAAAUUUGGGUGUUUCCAACUGUUAAGCUGUUACUUGUCUUGUGCAGUUUGUUUCAAAUCUAAAUAACGUUAUUUAGAUGUGGAAUGGUUAACAUUAGAAUUGUAAAUGAGUUUGUAUUUGAAUUAAAUGCGUUGUUUUAAUAAAUAUUAAAUGCGUUAUUUUGAUA
Molecule: messenger RNA, 1392 nt
Organism: Erigeron canadensis
Lineage: Eukaryota; Viridiplantae; Streptophyta; Magnoliopsida; Asterales; Asteraceae
Exons: 10
Coding region: 1-1251 (416 amino acids)
Biological process (GO): NLS-bearing protein import into nucleus
Cellular component (GO): nucleus
Molecular function (GO): protein binding; nuclear import signal receptor activity
Source: RefSeq, a predicted model, not a curated record